Molecule: messenger RNA, 3050 nt
Organism: Gastrolobium bilobum
Lineage: Eukaryota; Viridiplantae; Streptophyta; Magnoliopsida; Fabales; Fabaceae
Product: zinc finger CCCH domain-containing protein ZFN-like
Exons: 5
Coding region: 732-1871 (379 amino acids)
Molecular function (GO): mRNA binding; metal ion binding
Source: RefSeq, a predicted model, not a curated record
GUUUAUGUGCAUCCUCUGUGAAUUUUAUCUUUUUAUGGUGGAAUUUUAUAAUUUUUCAAAAUUGUGACACUUGAAAUCUUUAGAAUACUUGGAAAUGCCCAAGAGAAUUCCUCUCAGCUCUUAUGAAUUUAUGUUUAAAUCUGAUUACAAUUCAAAUCCCUAAUAAAAUGAAACUCCUACCCCACCAAAAGAAAAAUGAAACUCCUAAAUUGUGGGGAUAUGAGAUAAGGAUAUUAUUUAUAAUAACUAACACUCCUCAAGCUGGUGGAUAUAUGUCAUAUGCAUCAAGCUUGUUAUAUAUGUAAGUUAUUCUUGGAGCUCAAAGAGAUUUGGUGAAGAUGUAUGCUAUUUGAUCAUUGGAGUUCACAAAUUCAAUAGCGAUGUCCCUAGAAAGAAUCUUCUUACAUAUAAGAUGGCUACCAACCUCCAUGUGUCUGGUUCCCUCAUGGAAGAUUGGAUUAGAGGCAAUGUGCAAUAUAGCUUAGUUAUAACAAAUAAGUUUUAUAGGACUUGUCUUACAAAACCUAAGUUUUAAAGUAAUUGUUUUAACCAUAUAAGUUCACUAGUUGAAAGAGAUACUUUGCUUCUGUGCUUGGCCUCGCAACUAAAUAAUGGUACUUGUUUUUCCAUGAGAUGAGGUUGCCCCCAAUAAGGAGUCAAUACCCAGAAGUUGAUUUUCUGUCACAAGGAGAACUUACGCAAUCUACAUCUGCAUACUCAACAAUAUCUGCAUGUCCUCUAUUUUCAUAAAUCAAUCCCUUUCUUGGAGAGCUCUUGAUCUAUCUCAACAUCUGAAUUACUGUAUCCCAGUGGCUAUCACAUGGAGAGUUAAGGAAUUGACACACACCAACCUGGUCAUGUAUUAUCUGAAGACUGGAACUUGCAAAUUUGGAGCCACAUGCAGGUUUCAUCAUCCUAGAGACAAGGCUGGGAUUGCUGGAAGAGUUGCCUUAAAUAUUUUAGGCUAUCCACUCCGCCAAAAUGAGCCUGAAUGCGCUUAUUAUUUAAGAACUGGACAAUGCAAAUUUGGUAACACUUGCAAAUUCCACCAUCCUCAACCAAGUAACAUGGUGCUUUCAAUGCGGGGUUCGCCUGUUUAUCCUACCAUACAUUCUCCAACUACACCCGGUCAGCAGUCAUAUGCGGCAGGAAUUACAAAUUGGUCUAGUUCUUCCUAUAUUCCUAGUCCACGCUGGCAAGGCCCUUCAAGUUAUGCACCUUUAAUUCUACCUCAGGGAGUGGUUUCAGUCCCUGGAUGGAGUACAUACGAUGGUCAAAUGGGAUCAGACAGUUCACAGCAAGUAGCAGGAAGUGGUCAAACCUAUGGAACUUCUCGCCAAGGUGAACCAACAAAUGCAGGAUCCCAAGGGGCAUAUUCUCAAUUCCGUUCUGACUCUGUUCCUGUAGGAUUCUAUGCAUUGCAGAGGGAGAACAUAUUUCCUGAGAGACCUGAUCAACCUGAAUGCCAAUUCUACAUGAAGACUGGAGAUUGUAAGUUUGGUGCAGUCUGUCGUUUCCAUCAUCCACGUGAGAGGCUGAUUCCUGCUCCUGACUGUGUUUUGAGUCCCAUAGGCCUUCCUUUACGUCAUGGAGAGCCUUUGUGUGUCUUUUAUUCACGUUAUGGCAUAUGCAAAUUUGGCCCAAGUUGCAAGUUUGAUCACCCAAUGGGAAUCUUCACCUAUAAUAUAUCUGUAUCACCUUCAGCUGAUGACCCAGGACGGCGUCUGUUGGGUUCUUCAUCGGGAACUGCUGCAUUAAAUUUAUCAUCAGAAGGACUUGUUGAGACAUCCUCAGCGAAGCCAAGGAGGCUUUCAUUAUCAGAGACUAGACAGAUUCCUUCUGGUGAUGAUAACAUUGAUGAUGAGGGAUAAUGAUAUCUCUUGGAAAGGGUCAUCUUCUUUUUACAAUUUUUUUUAAAGGGAGAAAAGGGCAAUCUGUAAAUUGAUUUUCCCAUUGCUGGAGAUGUGCAGACACUACAGAGUUCAUGUCAAUUUGAUUGAGUCAACCUGCUAUUGAAUGCAGUUGACAGAUUCAGUUGGUCUGGAUUUUCAUGCUGCCAAAUUGUAUAAAUUUCACAAAUAUUUGUCACAUUUGGUCAAAAUCCAAUGUGAACGUUUCUUUUUCAGUCCUUAAGCCAGUCACUCUAUUUAAAGUUUUCCCAAUAUGUAAAAUAUAUCUUUCUGGAAAUUUAUAAUGAUCAAUAUUUGGCUCCUGUGUGAAUCUUUGUUUGGUGCAGGUUUGAAAUUCAUUGCAAAGCCUUUUCUUUCUCAAACAGUUGGGUUUAUGCUGUCUAUUUCAACGUCAAGCCAUCACUAGGAUUCAAUAUCCUUUUAUUUUUCAUAUUUUUGCACAUUCUUAUCAGAAUUUAGCAGCAGUCCAUGGAAGUCUUGGUUAUUUAUGCGUGUAUAUUUUUUUCAAGUCAAAAUAAAAGCUACUGUUCUAGAAUUUUAUUCCUAGUUCUACUUUCCCAUGAUAUAUUUAUUCUUUUUGUAGAGAUUGAUUGUCCUGGAUAGAGUUCAUUUUGCAGAAGUUGAAGGGUAAAGAGUUUAAACUGUGAAUUUUAGUGGCAGCAGAAGCACAACAUGUUAAUUAUAUGCUGUUAUGCAGAUUUCAAGCCUCAAAGCAAAAGUGACUUGUUCUUGUAGGGUUCAGGCUACAAAUUACUCAAUUACAUGCUUCACUUAAAGGUGGGUGGAUGGUCCUUUUUGACUUGGAGUUUGGUUAACAGUUCACAUGCAACUAAAUCAUAGUUGGGAAUUUAAAUCUUUUGUGGAGGCUUUAUAGGAUGAGCAGGGUUAUAUUUAUAAACUUAACUUUUUGUUUAUAAACUAUACUAUGUACUACGGAUAGUAUAUUAGUAUAUACUACUUGUAAUACAUAGUAUAGUUUGUAAGAGUAGUACAUACUACUUGAGUAUGUACUAUUCGUAGUACAUAAUGUAAUUUAUAAACAAAAAAUUUGUAAUUAUAACCUGCCCCUUAUAAGAUUCAGGAUUUCUGUGGCUGAAGAUACAUGUAUUUUAUGUGUUGCUCACUGAUUCUAGUACUUGC